Messenger RNA from Mya arenaria, 845 nucleotides. Its product is annotated as properdin-like. The record is from RefSeq and is a predicted model, not a curated record. Lineage: Eukaryota; Metazoa; Mollusca; Bivalvia; Myida; Myidae. Bases 47 to 799 code for a protein of 250 amino acids. The transcript has 10 exons.
UUUGCCUUUCGUUUUCAACUCUCAGGGAUCAACGGAAGCCAUAACAAUGCAACAGUUUCUAACACUUGCCCUUGUGCUUAUCAGCAUUUACAUAACCCACGCCCAGGAUUGCUCCUCACUCUUGUCAGGGAAGAAAAGGUUUAUUUUCGACGAUGUAUACCAGCAUUUCCCAAAGGAAGUCAAAGCAGUAUUGCCAGCUAACUCCGAAGUGACCAACAAAUGCCGAUUCGAUUUAUUGAGCCUUUCUGCUGGCGACAAGCAAACCAUGAAACAACUAUACAACGACGGGUAUCAUCUCUGUAUCGGAUGUGGUUACAGUGACAGUGACUUUGGGAGGUGCCAUGCUAUUGACGUGUGCAGCAAGGGGUCGGUUUGCAUAAAUGCACAUAACCGCGAUCAGCGUCCAGCUCCUAGCUACUACUUCCAUGGAUGUUGCAACCCCUCUGAUUCUAAAUGCAUAACCGGCGACGAUAACGUACAUUUCAACGUCUUUGGCCGGGAUGUUACCUUGCACUACAUCAAGAAACGUUGUGGUGGUCCUAUUUGUAACGAAAAUGGUUACGCAAAUGAAACACAGGCGUUGGUGAACUUCCUGCAAUCAGCAGCAACUACAGUAUCAACGCUGCCAGUAGAUGGCAUGUGGGGUCAAUGGGGCUCAUGGUCAGCAUGUGACAAGUCAUGUGACCUCGGAGUACACACUAAGACGAGGUCAUGUGAUUCGCCCGCACCAAUGAACGGCGGUGCAACUUGCGCAGGGGAGGCGAGUCAGACGGACUUCUGCAAUGCGUUUUCUUGUUAACUCUCUUUCCUGUAUUUUUCAAUAAACGGUUGAGCUUAAGAAGUUA